Pestalotiopsis fici W106-1 is the source of this 699-nucleotide messenger RNA. RefSeq lists its product as uncharacterized. The record is from RefSeq and is a predicted model, not a curated record. The transcript is spliced from 2 exons. Lineage: Eukaryota; Fungi; Ascomycota; Sordariomycetes; Amphisphaeriales; Sporocadaceae. The coding region runs from base 1 to 699 and encodes 232 amino acids.
AUGUCAGGUCUUUGCAGCAAUCGCCCAGAGGGCUUUGGCCCAAUCUCUCAGCUUGCCGACCCUCUUCCUACUCAAUGCUUUUUCGACACGAUACUCGUACCGACUCCAACAUGGCUCUACAUGGUUGCUCUGCCCAUACUCUUCUUCCUCACGCCGAAACAUUACAACCGGUCGUCACCCAUGUCAAGAAAGUGGUGGUCAUCUCUGCUCUCCAAAUCGACAUGGCGAUCGAGCUGGGGACGCAUCCUGCUCUUUGCGGCCUACUACUUUGUCGUGGCCGUGCUGGUGCUCAUGCAGACGGUCGAGGUGAUUGGGCUGUCCCGGAUCGACCUCGGCGUGGGCCUCGUGCCCUUUGCCUACGUCGGCUUCGCCGGCGCCGCGGCCAUGCAGGCCACCGACGGCGUCUUUCGCCGGGUCCGCGGCUACUGGGCGGCGGCCGUGGCCCUCUGGGUCGCGGGGGGCGCCAUCACGGCCCUCAAGAUCACGGGCGUGCUGGGGCUGGGCCUCGAGGGCUCGCUCGCGCGUCAGGAUACGACGUAUGCCACUGUCCACCAGUUUACCGAUCUCAUCAUCCUGGGGUCGUUCUACGUGCUCGCAGUAGUGGCCGAGAUUGCCGUCAUGGUUGUGAGAAGGAAGAAUAGGCGGAGCGAGCUAGAUGAUGAUGUAGUCGAGUUGAGAAGCGAGUUUGAUUGGAAAUGA